Molecule: messenger RNA, 1772 nt
Organism: Capra hircus (goat)
Lineage: Eukaryota; Metazoa; Chordata; Mammalia; Artiodactyla; Bovidae
Product: succinyl-CoA:3-ketoacid coenzyme A transferase 2, mitochondrial
Exons: 1
Coding region: 22-1575 (517 amino acids)
Biological process (GO): ketone body catabolic process
Cellular component (GO): mitochondrion
Molecular function (GO): succinyl-CoA:3-oxo-acid CoA-transferase activity
Source: RefSeq, a predicted model, not a curated record
CGAGCCGGAGCGGAGCGGCCGAUGGCGGCCCUGCGGCUCGUGGCGUCGGCGCUCGGGCGCCGGGUCCCCGCCGGCCGCUCGGGGCGCGCGCUGGCGAAGGGUGGCGCGUGUGGCUUCGCCUGCAGCGCCCGCGCGCGCGUCAGGUUCUACACGGACCCGGUGAAGGCCGUGGGAGACAUCACUGACGGCUCGAGGAUCAUGAUCGGGGGCUUCGGGCUCUGCGGGAUCCCGGAGAACCUGAUAGGGGCGCUGCUGAAGACCCGCGUGAAGGACUUGACUGUGGUCAGCAGCAACGUGGGGGUGGAGAACUUCGGUCUCGGCCUCUUACUGGGGACCAAGCAGAUCACCCGCAUCGUCUGCUCCUACCUGGGGGAGAACUCGCUCUGUGAGCAGCAGUACCUGGCGGGUGAGCUGGAGCUGGAGAUCACGCCCCAGGGUACCCUGGCCGAGCGCAUCCGCGCAGGGGGCGCUGGUGUGCCCGCCUUCUACACCCCCACGGCCUACGGGACCUUGGUCCAGGAGGGAGGCGCACCCAUCAGGUACUUACCAGAUGGCCACAUCGCCAUCCUCAGCCAGCCCAGGGAGGUGAGGGAGUUCCAUGGGCAGCACUACCUGCUGGAGCAUGCCAUCACCGCGGAUUUUGCUUUGGUGAAAGGGUGGAAGGCCGACUGGGCAGGAAAUGUCAUCUUCAGGGCCAGCGCCAGGAACUUCAACGUGCCCAUGUGCAAAGCCGCCAGAACCUCCGUGGUGGAGGUUGAGGAAAUUGUGGACGUGGCGUCCUUUGCCCCAGAAGACAUCCAUGUUCCUAACAUUUAUGUAGAUCGCAUAAUACAGGGGGAAAAAUACGAGAAAAGAAUUGAGCGCUUAACUGUCCGGAAAGAGGAUGAUGAAAUAUGCACGUCUUCAGAUAACAUAAGGACACGGAUCAUCAAGCGGGCAGCUCUUGAAUUUGAGGACGGCAUGUACGCCAAUCUGGGCAUCGGCAUCCCUCUCCUGGCCCCCAACUACAUCAGCCCCAACAUCACCGUGCACCUUCACAGUGAGAACGGGAUCUUGGGCUUGGGUCCCUUUCCAUUAAAAGAGGAGGUGGACGCGGACCUCAUCAACGCGGGCAAGCAGACAGUCACCCUUCUUCCCGGGGGCUCUUUUUUCUCCAGCGAUGAAUCAUUUGCCAUGAUUCGAGGGGGACACAUCAACCUGACCUUGCUGGGAGCCAUGCAGGUUUCCAAAUACGGUGACCUGGCUAACUGGAUGAUACCCGGCAAGAAGGUGAAAGGCAUGGGGGGCGCGAUGGAUCUGGUGUCCAGUUCCAAGACGCGAGUGGUGGUCACCAUGCAGCACUGCAACAAGGCCAAUGAACCCAAGAUCGUGGAGAAGUGCACCAUGCCGCUGACUGGGAAGCGGUGUGUGGACAGGAUCAUCACCGAGAAGGCCGUGUUUGACGUGCACAAGAAGACAGGACUGACCCUGAUUGAGCUCUGGGACGGCCUCACAGUGGAGGACAUCAAAAAGAGCACGGGGUGCCCGUUUGCCGUCUCCCCGAACCUCAGACCCAUGCAGCAGGUCAAAAUGUAGCCCGAGAGUGAACCUCGGUCCCAGAGCGUGUGCUUCUGCCUUCACCUCCCAGGACUGCAUUCCAAGGAAGCCACCGUCACAUUUGUACAUUUCACCAGCAUCCUGCCGGCUUUGUCCUGCCAUCCCAGGCUGCCUGCCCCUGGAUAGCCUAGGUUCUCUCAGGAGAGACGUGCCUUUAAUUAAAAACCAGAGGAAAG